AUGGCCGCUGGAAGCCCUGUGGAAAUAUAUUUAAUAUAUUGCAUUCCUAUUCACCUUGCUGUGAGAUCAGUUUUGCAUCUUAAUUACCAGCUGGCAUUCCCAAAAUAUCCUUCUACCCAUGGGGGAACAGUUGUGGAAGAUUUUAGCAGUGCAAUGCUAAUGACAAGAGUAAAUGUCUCAGGGAGCAAGAAACGGAACUGUCAUGUGCAAGUGCAUGCGACAGCAAGUCUAGUGGCCAGAAGAGAAGCUAGAACAGGGCAAAGGCAGAGUGCUCCCAAACCCAGCAGAGCCGAGUCUCAGAAGACCAAGGGGAUCUUGAAGGCUAAUAUAACCAAAUGUAGACAAGUGUCAGCGCCAGAGAAAUCUGGGGCUCUCCAGACCUUUUUAAUUCAGGCACAGACAGUGACCCCUUCUGGACAGAUAACUUGGCAAACAUUUCAAGUACAAGGGGUCCAGAACUUGCAGAAUUUGCAAAUACAGAAUACUGCUGCCCAACAAAUAACUUUGACGCCUGUCCAGACACUCACGCUUGGUCAAGUUGCAGCAGGUGGAGCCUUGACUUCAACUCCAGUUAGUCUAAGCACUGGUCAGUUGCCAAAUCUACAGACAGUUACAGUAAACUCUAUAGAUUCUACUGGUAUACAGCUACAUCCAGGAGAGAAUGCUGACAGUCCUGCAGAUAUUAGGAUCAAGGAAGAAGAACCUGAUCCUGAAGAGUGGCAGCUCAGUGGUGAUUCUACAUUGAAUACCAAUGAUCUAACACACUUAAGAGUACAGGUGGUAGAUGAAGAAGGGGACCAACAACAUCAAGAAGGAAAAAGACUUCGGAGGGUAGCUUGCACCUGUCCCAACUGUAAAGAAGGCGGUGGGAGAGGUACCAAUCUUGGGAAAAAGAAGCAACACAUUUGUCAUAUACCAGGAUGUGGUAAAGUCUAUGGGAAGACCUCACAUCUGAGAGCGCAUCUGCGUUGGCAUUCUGGAGAGCGCCCUUUUAUUUGUAACUGGAUGUUCUGUGGCAAAAGAUUUACUCGAAGUGAUGAAUUACAGAGGCACAGAAGGACACAUACAGGUGAGAAGAAAUUUGUUUGUCCAGAAUGUUCAAAACGUUUUAUGAGAAGUGACCACCUUGCCAAACAUAUUAAAACACAUCAAAACAAAAAAGUUAUUCACUCUAGCAGUACAGUGCUAGCCUCUGUGGAAGCUGGGCGAGAUGAUACUUUGAUAACUGCAGGAGGAACAACACUUAUCCUUGCAAAUAUUCAACAAGGUUCUGUUUCAGGGAUAGGAACUGUUAAUACUUCUGCCACCAGCAAUCAGGAUAUCCUUACCAACACUGAAAUACCUUUACAGCUUGUGACAGUUUCUGGAAAUGAGACAAUGGAGUAAAUAUUACACAAAUACUUAUUCAUAGUGGUUAUUUUUAUACAGUAGUGAGAAGAAUAUUGUUCCUAAGUUCUUAGAUAUCUUUUUAUUGAUGUGCAAAAAUUUUUGGAUUGACAGUAACUUGGUUAUACAUGACACUGAAAUGCCUUACUUUGUAUGAUAUUCCAUAGUAUAUUAAAAAUGGUAAAAUUGCAUGGGUUUUGUAGGUACUUUUGGAAUCUAGAAGAAAUGAAAUUUUACCAAGUUAUAUAAAGAGAAAAUUGAAUUUAACAAUGCGAAUGGUAGUCUAACCAAAUGCAUCAAUCCUGUGUGGUUUAGUGUAAAAAUGAGAACAUGUUGGUAUUUAUCUAUUGUAAGAUAAAAAAAAAAAAAGUUGGUGGGUGAAAGAAAUCAUGUUAUGAUAAAAAUUUUUGUAAUUUUCUUGAUGACUGGAAUUUUUAUUAUGCAUAACUGACAAAUCAAGUUUCCAAGCAAAUGUUACAUAGUGUAGGCUUUACUUAGCUUGUCAAUUUGUCAUUUUGAAGCUAAUUAUUUUAAUUAGGUUAACUAUGUACAAUAUUUUAAGCAUUACUCUUGUAAGAUUUUGAAAACUACAUUUUAACAUGGAACUCUAGGGAUAGUCACCUUUUAAAUCCUGUUGAAAAGCCAUGUUUAAGAUUUAAUUUGCCAAAAUAAUGUCUUGUUAAUAUUCUUUCAAUAACGAAGUUGGGCAAUAUAGCCAAUGUUUAAAAAAAGUUUAAAAUGUAUAGGUUGAGGCAUUUGGGUGGUAAGAAAAUGUUAUAGUGAAUUAGCCCUUUUCUUGAAUAUUGGAGGACCAAAAAAAAAAAAGAAAAGAAAGAAAAAUAACUAAGGUGUAUUGCGUCUUAGCGGUGAUUUUUAUCCAGUCUUGUUUCCAAAAACCAUGUCUGCCAGGGCCUUAAAAGCCAUCAUGUAAAUUACCAGUAAAGUAUAACAUAUGCAAACAUAACAAAAUCACUUCCAUAGUGACAGUACUCCAACCAUAUGGAUAUUAGUCAUAGAAAACUAGACAUUUUAUGAUAUUUUUUAAUUUUUGUUUGUUUGUUUUGUCUAGGUAGUCAGUCUGCACUUAAAUAUCAACCAUUUUCCUUUUUUUUUGCUUCUUCCCUUAAAAUUUAUAUGUAUCCAAUACAUUUAAUUGAGAAACGUAUGUUUUUUAUUAUGCUGCAUUUUCUUUUUAUUUUUUAGUUAUUGUUUAUAUUUUCAAUUAAAAAUGUACAAAAUAAAGUUACAUUGCUGGUCUUGUAAGAGCUAUACAAUUUUCCUAAAUGUAUACCUAUAACUGCAGCAGUUCACCUAUUUCAGAAAUUUGGAAUUCUGUUCAUUUGUUAUCUUUAAGACCACCUCAGAUUUAAAGGCUACCUUAUUGUACGUUUCAAGUGUAUUAUAACAGUGUGGUAGUUAAUAAAACACUAUUUUUUUUU
Marmota monax (woodchuck) is the source of this 2825-nucleotide messenger RNA. RefSeq names its product transcription factor Sp3. NCBI's taxonomy places the organism in Eukaryota, Metazoa, Chordata, Mammalia, Rodentia, Sciuridae. Gene Ontology annotation, biological process: regulation of transcription by RNA polymerase II. The transcript has 2 exons. The record is from RefSeq and is a predicted model, not a curated record. Gene Ontology annotation, molecular function: DNA-binding transcription factor activity, RNA polymerase II-specific; RNA polymerase II cis-regulatory region sequence-specific DNA binding. Bases 1 to 1386 code for a protein of 461 amino acids.